AUGACAAAAAAGGACCUUCCCUUACUUUGCUUGCAUGAGUUCAAGCUUGGGUCCAAUGCCUCCCAAACUGCUACCAAUCUCAACAGAACAUGGGGAGAGGGGUCCACAAGUGAUCGCACAAUACGAAAGUGGUUUCAGAAUGUCCGUAGUGGUGAUGAAGGCCUUGAAGAUGAAGGAGGUAGAGUAUGUUCAUGCAGUCUUGACAAUGAACAACUGAAAGUAGUUGUUGAACAACACUCAGGUCAAAGUGUCAGAGAAAUGUCUCAGGAACUUGGUGUGGGUAUUUCAAAAGUCUUAUACAAUCUGCAGAAGAUUGAUAAGGUGAAAAAGCUCGAUAAAUGGGUACCGCAUGAGCUCAAGGAAAAUUAA
This is a messenger RNA of Octopus sinensis (East Asian common octopus), 369 nucleotides long. RefSeq names its product histone-lysine N-methyltransferase SETMAR-like. NCBI's taxonomy places the organism in Eukaryota, Metazoa, Mollusca, Cephalopoda, Octopoda, Octopodidae. The transcript has a single exon. The record is from RefSeq and is a predicted model, not a curated record. The coding region runs from base 1 to 369 and encodes 122 amino acids.